AUGCGCAAGGUGGAGGACGAAGUUGAUUCCUCGCACGCUCGAUCCAUCUCGACACAGCCAGACACCCCAGAGGAACCCAUCAUCGCAGUGGCCCCUCCGCCGAAGCGUAUCACUAAGCGCGACCUGAACAAGCAACGAGCGGAUCUCGCGAAUUGGGACCGCUAUGUGAAGGCUCAGGAAAAGAUACGCGAAAGGCAACAGAAGGUGCUGGAUAUGCGCGAAGAACAACAGAGGCAAGAGGCGCGACUGGUAGCCAUGGGCCCUCUUGUGCCUGUGCCCCAUGGAUCAUCGUCCUGGGACCCGUCGUGGUCGCAGGAAGGAAGUACUACACUAGUACCACCUGCUCGAGUUCCGUCUCCGCAGCCGACGGAGUUUUCGAUAGCUCCAAGCACCAUAACCGGGCUUAGAACUCCAAGGAGCGCAGCGUCUUCUACAACCACGAAAGAUAAAGUGCCGCCGCUACCCUCUAUCUCUCCAUUCACUGCCAAGGACCUUGCAGACUGGAUGCGUUUUAAGAACCAGAUGGUGGUGCAUUUCCUACGUCAUGAGACCUUCUACCAGCUAGACCGAAGAAGGGUCGACGCAGCUGCGGGGCUUCUAGAUGAAGAGAGAACGAGCCAGUGGUUAAACUACCGAGAAAACCUCGCUCGUGAGAACCUCACCUGGCGAACCUUUGAAGAUUGGGCUACCUCUCUUGUUGCAGACCCCAAUAUGGUAGCGAAGGACAGCGUCGACGAAUGGUACCGUACUAAGCAGUACAAGAACCAGAGCGUCACCGAGUACUCCACUAAGCUAGUGCAGCUGGAGAGACUCAUGCGGCCGGAACGCACGCGUGAACAGAAGAUUGAGAGGCUAAGGUCGGGUCUUGUCGAGGAAAUUAGCGUGGAAGCUCGCAAGUAUGUCAAUAAACCAGCAGAAAGCGACGCGUACAAUGCCUGGCUGCGUUUCUACGAAAAGAUCGAGAAGCAACUCCCGGAAAGGCAGACUGCUAUCAAGAAGAAGGAGCACACCUCAUAUCAGCCUGCUGAGAGGCCUUCGAACCCUCAAGACCAGCACAAGAAUGACCGCCAGCACUCCGUCAAAAAGGGUCGUGGAGGCUUUAAGGGGUCGUCCAACCGACCACCGCGACCAGAGGAAGUGCCUAACACGGGUGAAAAGAGGAAGCGGGACGACGCGGAAGACAGGAAGCACUGCACACAUUGCAAGCUAACUGGACACACUGAGGAUGUCUGCUACAGGAAGCAUGGAUUCCCUGCAGACUGGCCUCACAAGUCAAAAAAAUAG
This is a messenger RNA of Penicillium manginii, 1284 nucleotides long. RefSeq lists its product as uncharacterized. Lineage: Eukaryota; Fungi; Ascomycota; Eurotiomycetes; Eurotiales; Aspergillaceae. Bases 1 to 1284 code for a protein of 427 amino acids. The record is from RefSeq and is a predicted model, not a curated record. The transcript is spliced from 2 exons.